Messenger RNA from Cinclus cinclus, 1017 nucleotides. It is a transcript of the gene NKX2-4, whose product is annotated as NK2 homeobox 4. The record is from RefSeq and is a predicted model, not a curated record. Gene Ontology annotation, biological process: regulation of transcription by RNA polymerase II; cell differentiation. Bases 1 to 1017 code for a protein of 338 amino acids. Gene Ontology annotation, cellular component: nucleus. Gene Ontology annotation, molecular function: RNA polymerase II cis-regulatory region sequence-specific DNA binding; DNA-binding transcription factor activity, RNA polymerase II-specific. The transcript has 2 exons. Lineage: Eukaryota; Metazoa; Chordata; Aves; Passeriformes; Cinclidae.
AUGUCGCUGAGCCCCAAGCACACGACGCCUUUCUCGGUCACCGACAUCCUCAGCCCGAUGGAGGAAAGCUACAAGAAGUUCGGCGGCAUGGACGGGGCAGGCGGGCUGGGCGCGCCCCUCGGGCCGUACCGCCAGGCGCCCGUGCCCCCCUCCGCCGUCCCUCAGCACGUUCCGGCGGGCGCGGCCGCCUACCACAUGCCCCACGGCGUGUCGCAGUUCCCGCACGGCGCCGUCGGGGGCUACUGCAACGGCGGGCUGGGCAACGUGGGCGAGCUGCCCGCCUACCCCGAGGGGAUGCGGGGCGGCGGGGCGGCGGGCGGCGGCUGGUACGGGCCCGGCGGCGACCCCCGCUACUCCAGCAUCUCCAGGUUCAUGGGGCCGUCGGCGGGGAUGAACGUGGCCGGCAUGGGCGGCCUGAGCGGCAUCGCCGAGGGCGCCAAGGCCAUCGUGCCGCUGCACGCGGCGCCGCGGAGGAAGAGGAGGGUGCUCUUCUCCCAGGCGCAGGUCUACGAGCUGGAGCGGCGCUUCAAGCAGCAGAAGUACCUGUCGGCGCCGGAGCGGGAGCACCUGGCCAGCCUGAUCCACCUGACCCCCACGCAAGUGAAGAUCUGGUUCCAGAACCACCGCUACAAGAUGAAGCGCCAGGCUAAGGACAAGGCGGCCGCCCAGCAGCUGCACCCCGACGGCGGCGGCGGCGGCGGCGCUGGCCUGUGCCAGCAGCCCUCGCCGCGCCGCGUGGCCGUGCCGGUGCUGGUAAAGGACGGCAAACCCUGCCCGCCGCCGGGCAGCGGCACCCCGGGCCCCGGGCCCGCCGUCCCCGCGGCCCCCGCCGCCGCCGCCCCCGCCGCGCACCCGCACCCCGGCUCGCUGGGGCAGGCGGCCGACCUGGAGGAGCUGUCGCCCAGCCCGCCGGCUCUGCACGGCCCCGUGGCCCCCCUGGCCCCCCUGGACUCGGCCGGCGUCGACUACAACGGCGGCAUGGUCAGCCCAAACCUGCUCUACGGCAGGACGUGGUAA